AUGCCUCGUCAGAUUGACAGAACGGAGGAGGACAUCCCGAAUCCUUACAGCAGCGGUCUGAUGGACGGAGGGGUGGCAUAUCGACACGACAAGUACUGGCGCCUUGCCGACUACAUCGGUCCCUCCAACGCCGCACUCACUCAGCAACUUGAGGCGUCUAACCACCACAUCCCAAUCUAUCGCCCCGACCGUCGUACACUCGCGCACUACCUCCAGCGGCGCGACAGACAGCUUCCCUGCUACUUCGGCUGUUCUGUGGCUGAGCUUCAACAGUACGUAAAAGCACGUGGUCUAGAGCUCGAACAAUCUCGCAGGUCCUUGACCAACAAGCUCCUUACAGCACUCGAGACCGCGGAUGCAAACCCCUCGUUCGAACACCUGCUCGACCUUCCACCCGAGCUUCGCAACCGAAUCUACGAGUGCUACAUGUCAAGCUUUGGCAGUGUCCUCCAGUCGCCCACACAGCCUCCCCUGACCAAAGUGUCCCGGCAAAUUCGUGAGGAAACUCUGCCAAUCUUCUACAACACAUGCACUUUCGGACUUGCGCUAGUCGUCCACCAUAAGCAACCGCAACAAGGAGUCGCCGGUCGUGGGUGGCACUUGAAGUGGCAUGAGGACACCGACUUUUACCUCAAAAGCCUGCUGCCGGAAAAUCUCGCUUUGAUGCGCAGCUUCCAUAUCCAAGUCGUAACCCAUAUUGGCCUCGCACUUGUGAGAGACGAGGCUGCUCCAUUCGUGUUCGAAGUUCGACUUGGAAACAACAGAAGCCCGUACGCAGUAGAGCUCGUCGGACGCCCACACAUUCCGACCUAUGUACACUCGGUGGUCUUCAGUCGCUGGAACGACAACCUGGAAGCGCUGGAGGAAGAGAUCAAAGCUGUAUUCGAGGUCGCUGGUCAUCGCGUAGACGACCAAUCUGGCGAACAGACUUCGAAGCUGAUGAUCAAAGAUCUCUGGGCUGCUCGCAGAACGAUGGAAGCAAGAAUUGGAUGA
Messenger RNA from Cercospora beticola, 993 nucleotides. RefSeq lists its product as uncharacterized. NCBI's taxonomy places the organism in Eukaryota, Fungi, Ascomycota, Dothideomycetes, Mycosphaerellales, Mycosphaerellaceae. The record is from RefSeq and is a predicted model, not a curated record.